AUGGUGUCGUUUUGCCGGAUCAUCCUCGCCGCGCUCAGUAGCCACGCUGUGCUAGCGCAAACCAUGCCGUUUGAUUCUCGAGAAGCAACAAUCGAUACUGUCCACCACGCGCUGCACUCGGGCCUAUCAACGUGUCGCGAGGUUGUGUCGUCCUUUAUUGCUCGCAUUGAGGCGCAUAAUAAUCAAACAAAUGCUAUCAUCACCUUGAACCACAAUGCUCUGAGCAUUGCCGACUCUCUGGACGAACAACUUGCGGCGGGCAAUGCAUUUGGACCACUCUUUUGUAUCCCGAUUUUGCUCAAGGACAAUUAUGACACGGCCAACAUGCCGACUACCGGAGGUGCGUUGGCUCUCGCAAAGUCGCAGCCCUUGCAAGACGCACCGACUGUGACUGCCUUCAAACGAGCUGGAGCUAUUAUCCUCGGAAAAGCGAACCUUCACGAGCUCGCCCUGGAAGGUAUCAGCGUAUCUUCACUCGGUGGCCAGACUAUCAAUCCCUACGAUUCGACACGAACGCCUGGUGGUAGUUCAGGUGGCACAGGCGCGGCUGUAGCAUCAUCAUUUUGCGUAAUUGGCACGGGGACGGAUACUGUCAACUCGCUGCGAAGUCCAGCAAGCGCGAAUUCACUGUGCAGCAUCCGACCCACAAAGGGCCUGAUCACCAGAACUGGCAUCAUUCCCAUAUCAACCACACAGGAUGUCAUUGGCCCUAUUGCGCGGUCUAUCAAGGAUGUUGCUGUCGCUUUGACGGUCAUGGCUACCACAGGAUACGAUGCUGCGGACAACGAGACUAGAUUUGUCCCACCAGAAAACCGCAACAUCGACUAUGCUGCCUCCCUAUCACACGCCUCGUUAAAAGGUCUACGCUUAGGCGUCCUCAAUGGGUUUUUCAACCGCUCCAACGGAUCUGAGGUGACACCCGUGAACAACGCAAUGGAUACGUUAAUGUCCCAACUCACGGCUCAAGGCGUCACACUCGUCCCAGUCAGCGAAUCAGUCUACAAUGCUACAGCCAUUCAAGCCUCUUACGAUGUCCAGAGAUACGAAUACCGUCAGCUUAUGGAUGAGUACUUGAAGCGCCCAUCACUCGCGGGCGAGCACCCGGCAACACUCGACGAAUUGUACUCGCGCAAAGCAUCCAAUGGGUCUGGCGGAGAGUUCCUUGUCCUCCCAUCCCAAUAUGAAUACGUAAAUACUGCACUUGUCUCAUCAACCAGUAAUGCAACCUACGCCACGCGUCAGGCAGGUAUUCGCAAUCUUACCCUUGCGCUUCUCAAUACGUUUGCCUCUAACAAUCUCGACGCGAUCAUCUACCCCGAACAGAAGAAUCUCGUCGUCAAGCUCGGCUCGCCAUCGCAAACAGGUCGCAACGGCAUUUUAGCCGCGCUCACUGGCACACCCGUUGUCACCGUUCCAGCAGGCUUCAGCGAAGCGACGGAAGACGCGCCCAUUGGUGUGCCCAUUGGUAUGGAGAUCUUGGGUCGCCCAUUCGAGGAGGAGAAGCUGCUGGGUAUUGGCUAUCAAAUCGAGCAAUUGACUAAAAUUCGCAAAUCGCCGGUAUUUGCCAAUGAGGUCCUGGAGGUUCCGGAAUAUAAGAGUGUGCCAGUUGUUACGCCAAAUCGGGGAAACAUACCGAGUGCGUAUUCGGUGGGGACUUUACAGUAA
Messenger RNA from Parastagonospora nodorum SN15, 1665 nucleotides. RefSeq lists its product as hypothetical. Bases 1 to 1665 code for a protein of 554 amino acids. NCBI's taxonomy places the organism in Eukaryota, Fungi, Ascomycota, Dothideomycetes, Pleosporales, Phaeosphaeriaceae. The transcript has a single exon. The record is from RefSeq and is a predicted model, not a curated record.